Arachis stenosperma is the source of this 909-nucleotide messenger RNA. RefSeq lists its product as uncharacterized. The transcript is spliced from 3 exons. NCBI's taxonomy places the organism in Eukaryota, Viridiplantae, Streptophyta, Magnoliopsida, Fabales, Fabaceae. The record is from RefSeq and is a predicted model, not a curated record. The coding region runs from base 1 to 909 and encodes 302 amino acids.
AUGAAUAAUCCCAUGAACUUUACGAAUGCUUUGGAAAACAUGGUAGCUGCUACGCAGGCAAUGGCUGAGGUGAAGCUCAGUAUUGGUGGCAGGGGACCCGAUGCCUUCUGCAGCGAGAUAAUGUUGCAAUCCCUUAGGAUGUAUUCCAAUCCGAGUUUUAUAAGAAGUGCUCCGGGGGAUUUUAAAGAAUGGAAAUACAUAAAAUAUGAAGGUGGUCUGCAGAGUGACAUCCUGAGUAUAGUGGGCCCGAUGGAGAUAAUAGUUUUCUCUAAACUGGUAAAUAAGAGUCGAGUUGCUGAGGAUUGUGUGAGAAAGGUAGCAUUGAACAAGGGUGAUCAUCGAGCUUUUGUUAGGAGAGAUCAAUGGAGGAAUUUUGUGCCUAGAGGACAGAAUUUCAAGCAAGGAAGUUAUGUUCCACAACAACAUCUGGGUCAGAAUAGCUUCCGGAGAUUCAAUAAUAACAACAACCUGGAAAGAGGCAAAGGAAAGCAGAUUCAGAAUCCUCCCAAUAACUUGACAUGUAGGAGAUGUGGGGCAUAUCAUCCGAACACUUCGUGCAGAGCUAGACUGGGUGUAUAUUACUACUGUGGUAGAGCCAGACAUCUAACCUGGAAUUGUCCAGAGAGAAAAAGACAGGAAGCUGAGAGAGUUCAACAGCAGGGACGUGUGUUUACCAUGACAGCGGAUGAUGCUGAAAGAUCAGACACUCUUAUUAAAGAUAAUUGUGAAAUCGGUGGUAAAAUCUUAAUUGCUUUUUUUGAUACUGGGGUAUCACAUUCGUUUAUAUCGUUUGAGAAAGAUAGUGAGUUAGGAUUGAAGAUAACCAUGUUAGCCUAUGAUUUGCAAGUAUAUACUUUUAUCUCUGAGGCUGUUGUAACAAGAUUAGACUGUCAACAAGUUUCAUUCUGA